CGCCAGGCGCCCGCGAGGCGCGAGCCGUUUGUGCAUCCUCAACUUUGCGGCCGCCGGGGGCGCGGCUCCCGCGUGCGUGUGCAAGUGUGCCUGUCACCAGCGGCCUCCUGGGGGCAGCAGCGGAAAGGGGGACGCAGAGAAAGGCAGCCUCGGCGCACGGCGGCCAGGGAGGCAGAGGCCUCUCGCGGCGCCGGCUCUGGAGACCUAAACUCCGCCGGGGCUGUGCCCAGGGCGCGUCUGAGCGUCGCCGCUUUCACCCUCCCAGCAGCAGCGGGGACUCGCGUUAGGAUUGCGAUUCCUUUCGCCUGCUGAGCGGUAGCGGCGGUGUCUGCGAGCAGAGGAGCGGCGGCCGUGGCAGCAGCAUCCCCAGCCCGGGCGGGACCAUUGAGCGCCGGAGCCGGCGGCUGGAGGCAGGAAGAGAGGGUUGUGGCGCUCGACCUGGGCGCGUUCCCGGCGCCUGCCCUCCGCCGCUGGCCCUGUCCUGGGCGCCCGGUGCGUGUCUCGAACAAUGGUGCGGAGCGCCGGUGCGAGCCCCGCGCCCGCCCAGCGGCCGUAGAGGAAGUGGCCGGGCUCCCGGCGAGGUGGGCAGGGAGACGUCCCCCGCCACUCGCUCGCUGGAGUUUGCCUGCGUGUCCGGGCUCUCCAGCCCCGACCCCGGGGAUCCCCUGGGAUCACCGACGGAGCUCAAUUCCGAGAGUAUGGUGCCAGCGCCCGGGCUAAUCUAGUCCUCUCUACUCGCUCCUUUUUCCCUCCUCCUCCUCCCUCUCCUUUCCCUCCUCCCUUCCCUCGGGUCGGCACUGCCUCUGGAUUCCCGGCGUGUGAGAGUACAACUCUGCCUCUCUGAGGAGAACUGGUUGUGACCACUGAACAGAACUUGCCCAUUGAAAGCAAACCCAGAACAGCUGGAUAAUGUCCACCCCGAGCCGAUUCAAGAAGGACAAAGAGAUCAUAGCCGAGUAUGAAAGUCAAGUCAAAGAAAUUCGAGCUCAACUGGUAGAACAACAAAAAUGCCUGGAGCAGCAAACAGAGAUGCGAGUUCAGCUUCUCCAGGACCUGCAAGAUUUCUUCCGAAAAAAAGCUGAAAUUGAGACGGAAUAUUCCCGGAAUCUAGAGAAAUUAGCAGAAAGGUUCAUGGCAAAAACGAGAAGCACUAAGGAUCAUCAACAAUACAAGAAAGACCAGAACCUGUUGUCUCCAGUGAACUGCUGGUAUUUGCUCCUGAACCAAGUAAGGAGAGAAAGCAAAGACCAUGCAACCUUGAGUGACAUCUAUCUGAACAAUGUGAUUAUGCGGUUCAUGCAGAUAAGUGAGGAUUCUACCAGGAUGUUUAAAAAGAGCAAAGAGAUUGCAUUCCAACUUCAUGAGGAUUUAAUGAAGGUUCUUAAUGAGCUUUAUACGGUGAUGAAAACAUACCAUAUGUAUCAUGCAGAGAGCAUCAGUGCAGAGAGCAAGCUGAAAGAGGCUGAAAAACAAGAGGAAAAGCAAAUUGGAAGAUCUGGUGAUCCAGUCUUCCAUAUUCGACUAGAGGAGAGACAUCAACGGCGAAGCUCUGUAAAGAAAAUUGAAAAAAUGAAAGAAAAAAGACAAGCAAAAUAUUCGGAAAAUAAGCUAAAAUCAAUUAAGGCACGGAACGAAUAUCUCCUAACACUUGAAGCCACCAAUGCCUCAGUUUUCAAGUAUUAUAUUCAUGAUCUUUCUGAUUUAAUUGAUUGCUGUGAUCUUGGCUACCACGCAAGUCUGAAUAGAGCCCUAAGAACAUAUCUCUCUGCGGAGUACAACCUUGAAACCUCCAGACAUGAGGGCUUAGACAUUAUUGAGAAUGCAGUUGAUAAUUUAGAGCCCCGGAGCGAUAAGCAGAGAUUCAUGGAGAUGUACCCUGCUGCGUUCUGUCCACCAAUGAAGUUUGAGUUUCAGUCUCACAUGGGUGAUGAGGUGUGCCAGGUCAGUGCCCAGCAACCAGUCCAGGCAGAGCUCAUGCUCAGGUACCAACAGUUGCAGUCCCGCCUCGCCACGCUCAAAAUCGAGAAUGAAGAGGUUAAGAAAACGACUGAAGCCACCUUGCAGACAAUACAAGAUAUGGUCACCAUCGAGGACUAUGAUGUUUCUGAAUGCUUCCAGCACAGUCGCUCCACAGAAUCUGUGAAGUCCACUGUCUCUGAAACCUACCUGAGUAAACCCAGCAUCGCCAAGAGAAGAGCCAACCAGCAGGAAACCGAACAAUUCUACUUCAUGAAACUCAGAGAAUAUUUGGAAGGCAGUAAUCUCAUCACGAAACUUCAAGCCAAACAUGACUUGCUGCAGAGGACUCUGGGAGAAGGUCAUAGAGCUGAAUAUAUGACUACAAGGCCUCCAAAUGUUCCCCCUAAGCCCCAGAAACACAGGAAGUCCAGGCCCCGCUCACAGUAUAAUACUAAGUUGUUUAAUGGGGAUUUGGAAACAUUCGUCAAGGACUCAGGACAGGUUAUUCCCCUCAUUGUGGAAAGCUGUAUUCGGUUCAUCAAUCUCUAUGGUCUUCAGCAUCAGGGGAUUUUCAGAGUGUCUGGUUCCCAGGUGGAAGUCAAUGAUAUUAAAAAUUCAUUUGAGAGAGGUGAAAAUCCUUUGGCUGAUGACCAGAGUAACCAUGAUAUUAACUCAGUUGCUGGCGUUCUGAAGCUCUAUUUCCGUGGGCUGGAAAACCCCCUCUUUCCUAAGGAAAGAUUUAAUGAUCUGAUUUCUUGUAUCAGAAUAGAUCAUCUCUAUGAGAGGGCGCUUCACAUCCGCAAACUCCUCCUGACUUUGCCCAGGUCGGUCCUUAUAGUGAUGAGGUACCUCUUUGCCUUCCUCAAUCAUCUAUCACAGUACAGCGAUGAGAAUAUGAUGGACCCUUAUAACCUGGCCAUUUGCUUUGGCCCAACGUUGAUGCCUGUCCCAGAAAUACAGGAUCAAGUGUCUUGCCAAGCACAUGUGAAUGAAAUUAUUAAAACCAUCAUCAUCCACCAUGAGACUAUUUUCCCAGAUGCUAAAGAGCUGGACGGCCCUGUUUAUGAGAAAUGUAUGGCUGGAGAUGACUAUUGCGACAGCCCAUACAGUGAGCACGGUACAUUGGAGGAAGUGGACCAAGAUGCUGGUACAGAGCCCCACACAAGCGAAGAUGAAUGUGAGCCAAUAGAAGCAAUAGCCAAGUUUGACUAUGUUGGGCGGUCCGCCAGAGAACUAUCCUUCAAGAAGGGUGCCUCCCUGCUGCUGUACCACCGCGCAUCUGAGGACUGGUGGGAAGGCAGGCACAACGGGAUUGACGGGCUGGUGCCUCACCAGUAUAUAGUGGUGCAGGAUAUGGAUGAUACAUUUUCAGACACUCUGAGCCAAAAAGCCGACAGCGAGGCCAGCAGUGGGCCAGUAACGGAAGACAAGUCCUCAUCCAAGGACAUGAACUCCCCGACAGACCGUCAUCCUGACGGUUAUUUAGCCAGGCAAAGAAAAAGAGGAGAGCCACCCCCUCCAGUAAGGCGUCCUGGCAGGACCAGUGAUAGCCAUUGCCCGCUCCACCCUCCACACGCCCUUUCCAACUCCUCAGUUGACCUGGGGUCCCCGAGCCUCGCCAGUCACCCCCGGGGCCUGCUGCAGAACCGGGGCCUCAACAAUGACAGUCCUGAGCGGAGGCGCAGGCCUGGCCAUGGCAGCCUGACCAACAUCAGCCGGCACGAUUCCCUCAAGAAGAUUGACAGCCCUCCCAUUAGAAGGUCCACGUCAUCAGGGCAAUACACAGGCUUCAAUGACCACAAGCCACUGGACCCAGAGACAAUUGCUCAGGAUAUUGAAGAAACGAUGAACACAGCUUUGAAUGAACUCCGAGAACUGGAGAGACAGAGCACAGCAAAGCAUGCCCCUGAUGUGGUGCUGGAUACCCUGGAGCAAGUGAAAAACUCUCCCACCCCUGCCACUUCCACGGAAUCUCUCAGCCCUUUGCACAACGUUGCCCUCAGGAGUUCCGAGCCUCAGAUUCGACGUAGCACUAGCUCCUCCAGUGACACAAUGAGUACUUUCAAGCCUAUGGUGGCACCCAGAAUGGGUGUGCAGCUGAAGCCUCCAGCCCUUAGGCCAAAACCUGCUGUUCUUCCAAAAACAAAUCCUACCAUAGGACCUGCCCCGCCUCCCCAGGGUCCAACAGACAAGUCUUGCACGAUGUAAAAACCAGCCAAGCAAGGCCAUAAAGGGAGGUGACUUAAUAAAAAAAAAAAAAAAAACGGAUUAGUGACAAAAUCACUGAUCCAUAACUUUCCUUAGUUUUGUGCUUAUAACUGGAGAUCUUUUGGCUUUUCUAUGUUGUCGAAUGUAAUGUCUGAGACUAGCUAAAUUAACACGGGCAUUUGUAUUUUGUAAUUUUUUAAAAUAACUGGACAUAUGUCAUUUUAAGGACAAUAGAAACACUUAGACUUACUUGAAAAUCCAAUGCUGCACCACUUGUAAUGAAGGCAACACCGCUCUCCACAUCCUACAGAGCUUCAGGUUUAGUGUAGCCCAGGUGAGUCAGAAAGGUUGUGACCUGAAGGCAGAAGAACCCGAAUUCCACACCUCACUGGAGUAUAGCCAGUGUUGGUCUGUGGCACUUGGGCUGAAAGGUGAUAAUGGCAUUGCGUGGUAGCUGACAAUGAGCACCUUCGAUUCCAUGUGGAGUGGGGUUUAGCUCAUGCAAAAGACUUACAGUUGUCUCCAUGGGACGAUCCCAGAGGGACUGUCAGUCUGCAGCUUGAGUGAGUUGGAUGCUUGCCUCUUUCCUAACAGUUAUUUCCCUGGGUCCAGCUUAAAGACUCGAUGGAAUUGGGUAGAACCUCUGCUGUUAUUGCUUGAACUUAACCUGGGAAAGGAGAGGAAGACACCAUCUCCAAAGCUAUUAAUGUCACUCCUUUUGUGAGCAUGAUUAGGCCUCAGAGAUUUCCAAGUCCCUCCCCUAUACUUACAAACGACUAGAAGGCUUUCAUUUUAAAGACUUUCUGGUUACAGUAUUCCACAAACUCCUCCAAAGAUUUGUUGUUCAAUAACUGCCUAGAAAAUGUUUCUAUCUCCCCAAAUCCCUGUGUUCUCCUCUGUGAAAAUGGAGGCAGCAAGAAGCACCUGAGGCCUUGGUUUAUGCAGUGUUCUCUUUUGACUAAAUCACCUAGGUUCCUUUAAACAUGCUGCAAAGCCCAGGCAUGGUGGUGCACACUGUAGUCCCAGCUACUCAGGUGGUUUACACAGGAGGAUGGCUUUGGGCCCAGUAGUUCGAAUCCAACCUGGGCAGCAUACUGUGAGACCCUGUCUCUU
Rhinopithecus roxellana (golden snub-nosed monkey) is the source of this 5280-nucleotide messenger RNA. RefSeq names its product SLIT-ROBO Rho GTPase activating protein 1 (gene SRGAP1). Bases 910 to 4167 code for a protein of 1085 amino acids. Gene Ontology annotation, molecular function: protein binding; GTPase activator activity. The transcript has 22 exons. Gene Ontology annotation, biological process: negative regulation of cell migration; signal transduction. Gene Ontology annotation, cellular component: cytoplasm. The record is from RefSeq and is a predicted model, not a curated record. Lineage: Eukaryota; Metazoa; Chordata; Mammalia; Primates; Cercopithecidae.